Messenger RNA from Sapajus apella (tufted capuchin), 1457 nucleotides. It is a transcript of the gene KLK12, whose product is annotated as kallikrein related peptidase 12. Bases 513 to 1256 code for a protein of 247 amino acids. Gene Ontology annotation, molecular function: serine-type endopeptidase activity. The transcript has 6 exons. NCBI's taxonomy places the organism in Eukaryota, Metazoa, Chordata, Mammalia, Primates, Cebidae. The record is from RefSeq and is a predicted model, not a curated record. Gene Ontology annotation, biological process: proteolysis.
CUCCCCAGUCACCUUGAGUCAUCAGUCCUGGGGCUGCUGGCUGGCUUGCCUAGGGGAGAGGGAGUGGGGCUGGGUCUUCCCACCCUGGGUCCUUUCCUCCCUCUCCACUCCAUUUAGCUGUAAAGCUCAAUUAAGUGUGAUUAGCUAAGAAGGGUUUCUGCCGAAUUACAGGACGCCCCACCCCUGUCUUCCUGGUCCCCUUCCCUCAACCCGGAAACUGGAUGCGCCAGGACAGAGAGAGUUAAGAGCUUCUUUGUCAGUGGUCUGUCUGCAGCAACAGACAGAAGGAAGGGGACAGGUUGAGCAACAUGACAGGUGGCUGAGGAGCCAGGUGCAGAGUGGGAGAGUUGGCUGGUGGAGCGGCCAGCAGAUGAGAGCACAGGCAGGUAGGUGGACAGAGGGAUAGCAGUGACUCGGGCCGAACCGUCACAGCCACGACAGCCACGACAGCCACGUAGAGGACCGGCAGACAAAGAGACCAGGUGAGAAGGAGACUUCGGAGGUGACCCAUCAUGGGGGCCAGCAUCUUUUUGCUCCUGUGUGUUCUUGGGCUCAGCCAGGCAACCACAUCGAAGAUUUACAAUGGCACCGAGUGUGGGCGUAACUCCCAGCCGUGGCAGGUGGGGCUGUUUGAGGGCACCAGACUGCACUGCGGGGGUGUCCUUAUUGACCGCAGGUGGGUCCUCACAGCGGCUCACUGCAGUGGCAGGUACUGGGUGCGCCUGGGGGAGCACAGCCUCAGCAAGCUCGACUGGACCGAGCAGAUCCGGCGCAGCAGCUUCUCCGUGACCUACCCCGGCUACCAGGGAGCCUCGAGAAACCACGAGCACGACCUCCGGCUUUUGCGGCUGGGCCUGCCUGCCCGCAUAACGAGCAGUGUUCAGCCUCUGCCCCUGCCCAGUGACUGUGCAACCACCGGCACCAGGUGCCACGUCUCGGGCUGGGGCAUCACCAACCACCCAUGGAACCCAUUCCCGGAUCUGCUCCAGUGCCUCAACCUCUCCAUCGUCUCCCAUGCCACCUGCAGUGACGUGUACCCUGGGAGAAUCACGAGCAACAUGGUGUGUGCAGGUGGUGUGAAGGGGCAGGACGCCUGCCAGGGGGACUCUGGAGGCCCCCUGGUGUGUGGCGGAGUCCUUCAAGGUCUGGUGUCCUGGGGGUCUGUGGGGCCUUGUGGACAAGAUGGCAUCCCUGGAGUCUACACCUAUGUGUGCAAGUAUGUGGACUGGAUCCGGAUGAUCAUGAGGACCAACUGACCUGUAUCCUCCACCUGCACCCCUUGGCUUGGGUGCCACUCCAACCCUCAGAGCACCAAUACCUCCUCCUUCAUUUCCCCCAGCUCCACUCUUGUUGGCCUGGGGAACUUCUUGGAACUUUAACUCCUACCAGCCCUUCUGAGACCCAUGAGUGGGGUGAGAGAAGUGUGCAACGGUCUGGAAUAAAUACAAAUGAAGGAG